Molecule: messenger RNA, 341 nt
Organism: Moneuplotes crassus
Lineage: Eukaryota; Ciliophora; Spirotrichea; Euplotida; Euplotidae
Source: the annotation of a GenBank genome assembly
UAAUUUUUUGAAUAAUUUAAAAUCAAAUGGCAGAGGUAGAGAAUGAACAGCCUCCUAUUGAGGCUGAAGGAGAGGGAGCUCCAGAGGAUCAAGAACCAGCUGCUGAGCCAGUCCUCGACGAAAGUGGUGGAUAUGACGACCCUGAAGAAGGAGAACGUGCUGAGAAAAUAGCCUUAUGCUCUCAACACAGGAUCAACCCUAAUGCUUUGCCAAACCAAGAUUAUUUAGAGAUGAAGGUGAUGCCCACUGUCUUAAAGGGCCUAGCUGAGGUCUGUGAAGUUCGUCCUGAAAACCCAGUGGAAUUCUUUGCUUAUUAUCUCCUCAAGCAUAGCCCUGAAUAA